CGGCAUUGAGGGGAAAAGCAACGCAGCCACCGACCGGAACACAACAGUAAACAACGGACAAGGACAGUUUUGAGAUACAGACACACUUCCACUGGGACCAGCAAUACAGAACAGUUUCAUCUCAGCACUGCGACACACACACACUCAACCAAGGUUAGAAGGUCUCAUAGGAGAUUCAUCUGGGGGGAUGGCGGUGAAUGUGUACUCUACGUCCAUGACCAUUGAGAAUCUAAGCAGACAUGAUAUGCUCGCCUGGGUCAACGACUCUCUGCAGCUCACCUAUACCAAGAUAGAGCAACUCUGCUCAGGUGCAGCGUACUGUCAGUUUAUGGACAUGCUGUUUCCGGGGUGUAUUCUGCUGAAGAAGGUGAAGUUCCAGGCUCGACUGGAGCAUGAAUACAUCCACAACUUCAAAGUCCUGCAGGCAGCAUUUAAGAGAAUGAACGUAGACAAGAUCAUUCCUGUGGAGAAGCUGGUAAAAGGGAAAUUUCAGGAUAAUUUUGAGUUUGUGCAGUGGUUUAAAAAGUUCUUUGACGCCAAUUAUGAUGGAAAAGACUACGACCCCCUUCUCACCCGGCAAGGACAGGAUAUCACCCCACCCCCAAAUCCAGGGCCCCUGCGAACGUCGCCAACGGUACCCAAAAACAUGCCCACUCCCCAGCGGGCGCUAAACUCCACCCCGUCAGCGGUCGUCAGACGAACUACGGGGUUGUCACGGAACGGAGGCAGUGAUGCAGAGAUCAUGGAACUCAACCAGCAGUUAAUGGACCUGAAGUUGACAGUCGAUGGCUUGGAGAAGGAGAGAGAUUUUUACUUCGGUAAACUCCGAGACAUCGAACUCAUCUGCCAAGAACAUGAGAGUGAGAACAACCCCGUUCUUGGCAGGAUCAUCAACAUUCUCUACGCCACAGAGGAGGGUUUUGCUCCCCCAGAAGAUGACGACACUGAUGACCAUAGACCGGACCAGGAGGAAUUCUGAACACUGCAACUGUUUGUUCUGUCUCAUCCUUCUCUCUCUCUCUCUCUCUCUCUCUGUCUCCUCUCAUUUUAGCUGUCACCUGUCUCACCUCACUCAUGUCU
This is a messenger RNA of Chanos chanos (milkfish), 1080 nucleotides long. RefSeq names its product microtubule-associated protein, RP/EB family, member 3b (gene mapre3b). The coding region runs from base 188 to 979 and encodes 263 amino acids. The record is from RefSeq and is a predicted model, not a curated record. The transcript is spliced from 8 exons. Lineage: Eukaryota; Metazoa; Chordata; Actinopteri; Gonorynchiformes; Chanidae. Gene Ontology annotation, molecular function: microtubule binding.